Molecule: messenger RNA, 1800 nt
Organism: Anopheles merus
Lineage: Eukaryota; Metazoa; Arthropoda; Insecta; Diptera; Culicidae
Gene: Fibp
Product: acidic fibroblast growth factor intracellular-binding protein
Exons: 4
Coding region: 121-1206 (361 amino acids)
Cellular component (GO): nucleus
Source: RefSeq, a predicted model, not a curated record
CUCAGGUGGCGACUGUCACAGCGUAUCAAAAUCAAAACAAAUGCAAGUAGUAGGGCAGCGCUGCAAUCCCGCAAAACAGUGCGCUCCAAACGUUCGUAAAUAAUACCCGAAAUCCAAGCUAUGUUUGCGGACGUUGACGUGGACGUGUUCAUUAGCAACUAUACAAUCAUCGAUCCGGAAAUCUAUCAACUAUGGGUGGAAGGCUACACAUUCGUGGAAGCGGUCACGUUACUUAAGCAAAAGGGCGGCCUAUUUGCGGACGUGCCGCCGGAGCUGAUCGCGUCGGACGUGCAGGACCACUACCGCACGUACGCAAUGUUGGAAAAGUUUCUGCACGCACCGCCGAAGCUGUCCGAGCAGCCGACGUUCCAGAUCUGCCCGCAGGACCGUUCGCUGCUGAUCGAGCACUACUACUCGCUGGACGAUGCGGUGGCGCGCGAGCUGUUCGGCAAGAAGCUGAACGCGCGCAACCGCAAGGACCUGGACGAGGUGGCGGACAAGACGGGCGUGCGGUUGAAAUCGUGCCGCCGGCAGUUUGACAACGUGAAGCGCAUCUACAAAGCGGUCGAAGAGACGCAGGGCAACCUGGCGUGCAACAUCCGGCAGCAGUUCAUACUGCCGGAGGAGCUGGCCCAGAAGUACGCGGCGGUAGUGUUUAUCGCGUGUCUGCGCUUCGAAACGACCAAGCGGAAGCUGCAAUAUCUUAACUUUAAGGAUUUCUACGAAUGUGGACAGGCGUUGAUGACCUUCUGGACGUACACGUAUCAGCACUCUGGUGCCGAUUAUCUGGACACCGAGAUGGAUAAGGAGUUUCUGCUCGACUUGCGCGAGAUCCGGUACCUGCUGGACAAGGAGAAAGAAAUCAAGCACUUGGUGUCGCUACGGUUGAAACCGACGCUGCUGGAGCGCGCCUACCAGGAGGUGGAGAGCAACUUCCGCUCGUACUACCGGGCGAUCAUUAUGAUCGCCUGCAAUUUGCAUCGUACGCGCGAGCUGCGCAUGCUGUUCGUUGAGCUGACGGAACGGUUGAUAGAACCGUGGAAGCAGAACGGCUGGACGCGGGAGCAGGUGCAGAUGUUUAUGCAGUGCAUGACGCAGUGCGUGCUGGAUUUGGAGGUGCCGCGCGACAACCAGGACAUACGGUGCCUGUGGGACCGGUACAUGCAGGUGAUCAACGUGUGCCUGUUUCGGAUGUAUCACCCGUAAAAGGGCAGCCCGCUGGCAAGGCGCCGAUCUCUUAGGCGCUUGUUGGGGAGGGGGGCAAAAAAUAACGCAAUAGGGAUAGGGAAAGCAUUAGUUUGUGUGUACCGCUUCCAUAGUCUUACCGGCAGAGUUUUAAUAUAUAAAUAAAUUCUUCAUAAUGCGGAUUAAUUCCAGUUACUAUAAAAAAAAAAACAAACUAUUAUAAUCUUGCAGGUUGAAAUUGAUUAUUUCCGGCAUAGCAAAACAUUUCACAAUUAAUAACGGCAUAUAUUUAAAGCUCGAGUAAAAGGGUUUGUUGGGCUUUUCCUUGCGCUUUUGAUUUGAUCAUUUUUAGCUAGUCCUUCUUCCUAUUGGAGCAACUUCGUGCUGUACGGGUCAGCUCGUACAAGUGUUUGGGCCGUAGCAUCUUCCUUUAUCAGGACUGGUGGGGUUCAGAGAGGGAUAUAAAAGAAUGUCUGACCUUUACAUGAAGCCAGAUAGUAAAUUAUUGGAAUCGGGACACCAGCUUGGAUGUAAUAAACGCGAAAUGUGGAGUUGCAUUUGAGUGAUGAUAAUCCAUUUGUUCGAUGCUGAAUGUCCAAAAGGUAAUUAAAAUAA